Mesoplodon densirostris (Blainville's beaked whale) is the source of this 5448-nucleotide messenger RNA. It is a transcript of the gene TASOR, whose product is annotated as transcription activation suppressor. Gene Ontology annotation, biological process: negative regulation of gene expression, epigenetic; protein localization to heterochromatin. Gene Ontology annotation, cellular component: nucleoplasm; heterochromatin. Gene Ontology annotation, molecular function: chromatin binding. Lineage: Eukaryota; Metazoa; Chordata; Mammalia; Artiodactyla; Ziphiidae. The record is from RefSeq and is a predicted model, not a curated record. The transcript has 24 exons. The coding region runs from base 262 to 5268 and encodes 1668 amino acids.
ACGCCAGCACGUUGAGUGGUGGGGGCCGGCAGAAGAACUGCCCGAGCGAGGAGCGGCUGUUGGGCCUGGGCCGCACGGUUGUGGCGCGCGCUUUGGGGCCCCCGAGAGGCUGCUGGGCCGGGAUAACGGCCAGCGGCCACGGGGGGGAAGGGGGUGGGUGGGCUGAGAGCAGCUCGGCGGCGAAGCUGGCCCGCCACCCCUUCCCCCCACCCCCGUCGACCUUGUAGGCAGAAGCUUCCCGGCGCUCCUCACGCCGGCGCGAUGGCGACUGCUGCGGAGGCGGAGGCCUCUCCGCCGACGGACGCGAGCUGGGAAAGUGGCGGCGGCGGCGGAGAAGACGAGAUGAAGCAGGCGCUUCCGGAGCUUGAGUCCUCCCCACAAAAUGGCGGCGGCCUCAGCGUCGCGGAGCCCAGCGGCGGCGCCGGGCCUGAGGAGACCGCGGCUGCCGAGGCCGCCCCGAGCCUCUGCCACGAACAGCCUCAGGACUCCUGUGAGGCGGGCGCGGCCGCUCUGCCCAAAGGCCCCGAAGAGCCCGAAAGACCCGUUAGGAGGAGUUUUCAGAUACCCAGGAAGAGCAGAGAAAAGAAAGCACUUUUUCAGCCAUUAACUCCAGGCUCUCGGGAAUUUGAAGAUGUUUUAAAUAUUCUCCACUCAUCUUACCUUGAACCAACUUCAGUAACAAAUUUUAACUACAGACGUGCUUGCUUGAUACAUAAUGAGCUUUUGGAAAAGGAGUUUACAGAAAAGCGAAGAGAACUGAAGUUUGAUGGUCGUUUAGAUAAAGAACUUUCAGAAUCCUAUGCAUUUCUGAUGGUUGAUCGGUAUCAGGUUCAGAGCAUAUGUGAAAAAGGAUUACAGGUGGGCCAGUCCAAAAUAACAAUUCUUGGCAGUCCUUCCAUGGGUGUCUAUCUUUCUAGAUAUGCUGAUUUAUUACAAGCUAAUCCUUUGGAAGCUGGGGCAGUGGGCGAUGUUGUUAUUUUUAAAAUAAUGAAGGGUAAAAUAAAGAGUAUAUAUGACCCCAUGGGUGUAAAAAGUUUGGAAUCUAUAUUAAAUAAAAGUGCUUUGGACCCAACACCAAAGCAUGAAUGUCAUGUGUCGAAGAAUGCCAAUAGAAUUACAUCACUUUUGGCUUAUAGAGCUUAUGAACUUACUCAGUAUUAUUUUUAUGAGUACGGCUUUGAUGAGCUAAGGCGAAGACCGAGACACGUGUAUCCAUACGCAGUUGUGUCUUUUACUUAUAAAGAUGAUAUACAAACUCCGAAGUUUGUACCUUCAUCAAGAUCUAACAGCUUUAAUGCAGAUAGAAACACAGAUAAAUUUAACUACACGUUGUGGAAAGGACAGCUUUUAAAUAAAGGAAAGCUUUUGUGUUAUAUUUCUCUGAGGUCAGCCACUCGUGCUUUUUUGCCUAUCAAGCUUCCUGAGAAGUUAGAUGUUGAAACAGUUAUGAGUAUUGAUCAUCUGAAACAGAAAAUCCCUCCAGCGCUGUUUUAUAAGGAAACUUACUUAGGUCCAUAUGAAGUUUUGAAGAAUGGAAUGUAUUGCAGCCUCUAUGAAGUUGUAGAAAAGACAAGAAUUGGAAGUAACAUGGAAAGUUUGCUGCAAAAACUAGAGAAAGAAAAACUUGUUCUUGUUAAACCUUUGGGAGACCGAGGAUACCUUUUUCUUCUCUCUCCUUGUCAAAUGGUUUCUCCAUAUGAACAUCAUACUGCUAAGUCUCGAGUCUUACAUGCUUUGUUUCUAUUUCAAGAACCUAGAGGCAUAGUUACUUCACAGAAAAGUUCAACCAAUGCAGCACCACAGGAGAGACGUGAGAGCAUGCCAGAUGUAUUAAAAAUAACUCAGUUUUUACAGUUUGCUUUGAUUCAGUGUCGAAAGGAAUUCAAAAAUAUAAAUACUAUAAAUUUUCAUUCUGUUGUUGAAAAGUAUGUAAGUGAAUUUUUUAAGCGAGGUUUUGGUUCAGGUAAACGAGAGUUUAUCAUGUUUCCAUAUGAUUCACGAUUAGAUGAUAAAAAAUUUUUAUAUUCAGCUCCAAAAAAUAAAUCCCAUAUUGAUAAUUGUUUGCAUACCUAUAUUUUUCGGCCUGAAAUGUAUCAGUUACCUAUUUAUAAAUUAAAAGAGCUAUUUGAAGAAAAUAGAAAACUUCAACAGUUUAGUCCACUUUCAGAUUAUGAAGGCCAAGAAGAAGAAAUGAAUGGUACAAAAAUGAAAUUCGGAAAACGAAAUAACUCAAGGGGUGAAACUAUUACACCUGGAAAGCAGAAGUCAUCUCACUCUUUGGAUUAUGAUAAAGAUAGAGUCAAAGAAUUGAUUAAUUUAAUUCAGUGUAGGAAGAAAAAUGUGGGUGGGGACUCAGACACAGAAGAUAUGAGAAGCAAAACUCUCUUGAAGAGGAAGCUUGAGGAUCUACCUGAAAAUAUGAGAAAGCUCGCCAAAACCAGUAAUUUAUCUGAAAAUUGCCAUCUGUAUGAAGAGUCUCCACAGCCUGUUGGCUCACUUGGGCAUGAUGCUGACUUGAGACGGCAGCAGCAGGAUACCUCUAACUCUAGCAUUGCUGACAUCCAUAGGUUGUUUAAUUGGCUGUCAGAAACACUAGCAAAUGCACGUCAUUCUGAUGCAUCCCUGACAGACACAGUCAACAAGGCCUUAGGAUUGAGCUCUGAUGAUGCCUAUGAAGAGAUGAGGCAAAAGCAUGAGUAUGAGUUGAACUCUACCCUGGAUAAGAAAGAAUAUGAGCAGCCUACUUGUGCAAAAAUUGAAAAUGCACAUUUUAAGGAUACUCAGAGCCCACUGCUAGAAGUUGAUACAUCAUCUUUAAAGUAUCCUCUUGCUGUUUCUACCAGUGAAGUAGGCACUGACCAUAAACUACAUUUGAAAGAAGAUCCAAAUUUAAUUAGCAUGAGUAAUUUUGAAGAUUGCAGUUUGUGUCCCACUGUUCCCACUGAACAUGGAUUCCGUAGACAAUCUAAGUCAAAUAAUGUUGAAGAGACUGAAAUACAUUGGAAACUGAUUCCAAUUACAGGAGGGAAUGCAAGAAGCCCAGAAGACCAGCUGGGGAAACAUGGUGAGAAACAAACACCAGGUAUGAAAUCACCAGAAGAACAACUGGUGUGUCUGCCACCACAGGAGGCCUUUCCUAACGACCCCCGGGUAAUAAGUAGACAGAGAAGUUCUGAUUACCAGUUUCCAUCCUCUCCAUUUACAGACACACUAAAGGGCACCACUGAGGAUGACGUGUUGACAGGUCAGGUGGUGACAGUGGAGGAGCAGUGUGUGCCAGCAGCAGAACCACCUGCAAUCAGUGAAAUCACAGAAAAGACAGUGUUAGGAGAGUACAGUCUCUUUUCUAGGAAGAUAGAAGAGAUUCUGAAGCAGAAGAAUGUUUCAUAUGUCAGCAGAAAUUCCACACUUAUCUUUUCAACACAAGAGAAGAUGAAACGGCUUUCUGAGUUCAUAUAUUCUAAGACUUCCAAAGCUGGUGUACAGGAGUUUGUAGAUGGCUUGCAUGAGAAACUAAAUACUGUUAUCAAAGCAUCAGCCAAGGGUGGGAAUUUGCCAGCAGUCAGUCCUAAUGCUUCUGGUACUAAGAUAGCAUUGAGUCCUCUGGGAAGGCAUGUCAUACCAGUUUCCUCAAGCGACUUCAACAAUAAACACCUCCUUGAGCCACUUGGUAGUGAUCCUCUGAAAGACACCAACUCUAAUGAGCAGCCUUCCUCUUCAACUUUGGGUUUAACUGAAGCAGAAGUGAACCAGCCACACCAUGCCACAGAGCCAGUGGUGACUUCUGAUCAUACUGCCCGGGAACCAGUAGAAAAAGAAACAAAAUCGCCCAGUGAUGUAAACAUUUCUUCCCAACCAGCUCUUUCAAACUUUAUAAGCCAGUUAGAACCUGAAGUAUUUAACAGUUUGGUUAAAAUCAUGAAAGAUGUCCAGAAAAAUACUCUGAAAUUUUAUAUUCAUGAAGAAGAGGAGAGUGUGCUCUGUAAAGAAAUAAAGGAAUAUCUUAUCAAAUUAGGCAAUACAGAGUGUCAUCCAGAACAGUUUUUGGAAAGAAGAUCAAAAUUAGAUAAACUGUUGAUUAUUAUUCAAAAUGAAGACAUUGCAGGUUUCAUUCACAAGGUACCUGGCUUGGUGACUUUAAAGAAGCUUCCUUGUGUUAGUUUUGCUGGUGUUGAUAGUUUGGAUGAUGUUAAAAAUCAUACAUACAAUGAGUUAUUUGUAUCUGGAGGUUUUAUCGUUUCUGAUGAAUCCAUUCUAAAUCCAGAAGUAAUCACAAUUGAGAACCUUAAAAAUUUUUUGACAUUCCUCGAAGAACUUAGUACUCCAGAAGGAAAAUGGCAAUGGAAAGUCCACUGUAAAUUUCAGAAAAAACUAAAGGAACUGGGCAGAUUGAAUGCUAAAGCUCUGAGUCUGUUGACCCUUCUGAAUGUCUAUCAGAAGAAACAUCUGGUUGAAAUUUUGUCAUACCACAACUGUGAUUCACAAACUCGAAGUGCUCCAGAAUUGGAUUGCCUUAUCAGACUUCAGGCUCAAAACAUACAGCAGCGACACAUAGUCUUUUUAACAGAAAAGAGUAUCAAGAUGCUUUCCAGUUAUACCGAUAAUGGAAUAGUGGUUGCGACUGCUGAAGACUUUAUGCAAAACUUUAAAAAUCUUGUGGGCUAUCACAACUCAAUCACAGAAGAAAACCUUCCUUUGCUUGGUGCUAAUGAGAAUCUUGAGUCGCAGUCAGCUCUUUUAGAAAACGAUGAAAAGGACGAAGAGGAUAUGUCUCUGGAUUCAGGGGAUGAAAUCUCACAAAUAGAAGUAUGCAGCAAUUUUCAUUCAGAAAUAUUGGAGAAAGAGACCAAAGGAUCACGUGGAACAGAUCAAAAAAAGAAUAUUCAAAUUGAGUUGCAAUCGUCUCUUGACUUGCAAAAAAGUUUAUUAGAAGAGAAGACUUCUUAUGAAAUUGAUUCUGAAGAGAGAGCUUCUAUUGAUAUAGUAUGCUCUGAAGGAGAGAACAGUAAUUCAGCUGAACAGGAUUCAUAUAGCAAUUUUCAGGUUUAUCACAGUCAAUUAAAUAUGUCCCAUCAGUUUAGUCAUUUUAAUGUUCUCACUCAUCAGACAUUUCUGGGGACACCAUAUGCCCUUUCAUCAAGUCAGUCUCAACAAAGUGAAAAUUACUUUUUAUCUGCUUAUACUCAAAACUUGGAUAGAGAGAACUCUCCAUCUCCAUUAAGUUGGUGGAAAAGUGAUUCUUCCAGGCCGUUUUCAAAAGAGAAAUAAUUACAAUAACUUCUUUUUUUUAAAGUAGGUUGUUAUGAAUUUUUUCUGUUUCUUAAAAGUGAAUUAAAUUUAUACUUCAUUCUCUAAACAAAAGGUUUCGUUUCCUUUCGCAAAUGUUUUUCCUCUUAUUUAAAUCACAAUGGCCUGUAACAGUUAAAGCAUCUGAAAAUUGAAAUAAAU